This is a messenger RNA of Seminavis robusta, 891 nucleotides long. NCBI's taxonomy places the organism in Eukaryota, Bacillariophyta, Bacillariophyceae, Naviculales, Naviculaceae. The record is from the annotation of a GenBank genome assembly.
AUGGAUAGAGGUGAUGAAUGCCAACAACAGCAACAGGCCACUGCUGCAAGCCUCUCGGCAGCAGCCGUGCGGUCUUUCCUCAUUGGGAAGAUACUUUUGAUCCCAAGACUGAAAAAGCUCAAGGCCGCACGCACGUUCCAGCCCCAAGACCAUGCCAGUGAAGUGAGCCAUCGCGCACUUCGAUUUGGUCGGAUGCCCUCCAACGCCUUAAAUUAUGGUGGAAUGUAUGGGUCAGGAGUCCUCUUGUUUGAGGGUCACUCAUGGGCUCUCCGGAAGCUACAAGCUGCAGAAGCUGAUGUAGACACGGCCCCAGCCGAGCAAUCCGCAUUGGCAGGAUCAUUUGGAGGGUUCUUGUAUGCUAUUACCGCCACUCCCGUGGUGUCGCUCCUGCGAAUGCCGCCAUAUGCCGAUCAGUCCCUCCUGGAAUGGUCCAAAAUUGCAAUCCUCAAACCACUACAAUACACCAUUCCCAGAGACUGUGGUGGCUUUGCCCUCUACUUUGGCACCUACACAUUUUUACGCACAAAAUUCAAUGAGGAUCAAUCUUCAGCAGAUGAUUUCAAACACUUUUGCACAACAUUGGAAACUAAGGACAAAUAUCUACGUGCCCAUGAUGAUCUUGCCAUGGAUGUCCUGGCCAAUAUUGGCACGGCAAUGGUGUCAGGGUCCGGGGCGGGAGUCUCCACAUAUCUUUGGCGCAGCCCGUGGGAUACGUUGUACAAGCGAAGCAUGGGAUGGCGCCCUGCAGAUGCUCCACUAUUUUCCAGUGCAAGGUUCCUGACAUCGCCUCGAGGGAUCACGGCGGUCGCCAUCUCAGGAACAACUUGGGCUGUCUAUGAAGCUGCCAUUCUCGCCGUCACGUUUCUAGAAAAGAAGGGGUAUCUACAAUGA